This is a messenger RNA of Dermacentor andersoni, 989 nucleotides long. RefSeq lists its product as uncharacterized. Lineage: Eukaryota; Metazoa; Arthropoda; Arachnida; Ixodida; Ixodidae. The record is from RefSeq and is a predicted model, not a curated record.
UGAGGCAAGGCAUACUCGUCGUACUUGCCAUCGUGGCACCGAUUGCGGGAGUCAGCGGUUUCGGUGGAUUUUUGGGAAGAUUGGCGGCGAGAAUGCCGGCCUUGCUGAGGCCCUUGUCCAAGGCUGGUGAAUUCGCACACGUGUUCGGCCAUCUAGGUGGAGAAUUGCUCGAACUCAAAAGGGAACCUGAAGACCUCCAAGAACAGGAUCUGUACGACAUAUAUGCACUCGGAAUGGGACCGGCUCCAGGACCCUUCGACCUUCUCCCCAACCCAAACGAUAAUAUCACUGGAUAUACUGGGCCUGGCAUUUCAGGUACUACAAAAUUCUCAGCGAACAGCACAGCAUUCCUCAAAUGCGGGAAGUGCAGCUGCACGUUUGACUGGAAAGCGGACUUUUACGGUAAAACAAUUGGCUGCACUUCGGAGGUAAAAAAAUUCAGCUGCACGUGCGAACGCGGUGGCUGCGACUAUGGGAAUAUUGCGAAGUGCCUAAAAAAUCUGGCGUCUGGAAAUUGUAAUCAACAUCAGCAAGAAAUCUCUUGCCUCUAAUUUUCAGUAAAGGCCUAUUUACAUAACAUUGCUCGUGCGUUGUCUGUUCUUUGCUUCGACUUCAUUUUGUUUUUCAGAACUAACGGAUACAUGCGUCGCCGUUGCUGCAAGUUACAGAAAACUACUUAUCAAGUUCACGGCGUUUGCAUUCGGAAAAAAAAAACCUAAGGGAGAAUCCAGCUCAUGGUAACUGUCGACGGCAGUGCAGAAGCGUUGAAUCAGUAUAGCGAGGAAACGUAUUGACACCUCAUUUAUCAGACAUGUGCUGCAGCGGAACUCCUCUUUGGUGGUUCUCUAAGAAGACUGGGCGCCAUAUAGUACAUUAAUAACGCAAGUGCAUUAACCUUGCUUACCAUACUCGAUCAUAAUAUUCAGCGGUCACAAAUUUGCCGACUGUGGAUCUUUGCUCGCUGUUCAGUGCCGCCUUUCUGUACCCUG